CCCUUCGUGAACGCCGAAUAUUGUGUGUAAAUUAUGAAGAAAUAGGGUCAGUAAUGUGAAAUCCCUAUAAAUUGAACAAUUUUAAACUUCCAUUUUCAUUUGAUUUUUUUUUUAUAGCAAAGCGUGAAUUUAGAACUGUCUGUGAGAAAAUAAUUUGGAAGAUUACGGGUUGAGCACCCCUAGUUACGUAAUGGGUUAGUUCAUCAUUACUGUACAGCGGAAGGAGGACGUCAAUAUACAACAGGGUAUUUAUCCCACCAGGAGAAAUUCAUACUAUGUGGCUACCUAGUUAACUACCAAGUUAAAAAUCCACGACACAAUGCAAGCAUAGAUGACAUCCCUCUAAACAGACCAACCACUUCAACUUUAAACAAUUCUCUCAUCCAACAUCUCAGUCCUCUCUUCAAUGCCUAACAGUGGGGAUAGUUCAGGACCUAAUGUAUCUGGGAGUCAGCCAGGCGACCAGGCUAUGCCCUUGUCCCAGCGACCCCCACCCCCUGACAGAGAGGAUGACCAACGCGGCCUGCUGACCACUCUCACCCGGGACUCCCUGAGGACCCGGAGAGCCUCCAGUGCUGAGCUCCAGCUCCCAUGGACCUGCCCUGUCACUCACUCCAGAGAGAAGUUCUACACGGUCUGCUCAGACUACGCCCUCCUCAACCAGGCUGCCUCUCUCUACCGGCUCCCCAGCACCCCCAGAGAGGUGGCCCACAGCAAGCAGGAUGGCAGCGGGGCCCCAUUAGUGAAGUCCAACACUGUGGACCUGUCUCAGGGUCAGGGGCAGCCUGCAGGUGUAGAGGAGGCUUCAGACGAAGACUUUGACAUGGAGGGGGUGUCCUGCAGCAACACCAAGCCUAUCCUGGCUUGGGAGAUUGAUACCACUAACUUUGAUGCUGUGCUAACUCGAAAGCCCAGGACAAGCAACAUAAAGAGAGUCGGUACGAAGAAGAUGAAGUCUUCAGGGGGCAGUAGGAACCUGCAGGACCUUCCUCUCCACGCCUCGCAGGACGAGAUCAAACAGAGGAAAGUCCUGGACCUCAGGAGAUGGUACUGUAUCAGCCGCCCCCAGUACAAGACGUCAUGUGGGAUAUCUUCAUUAGUUUCCUGCUGGAACUUUCUGUACAGCACACUAGGAGCAGGGAGUCUCCCACCCAUCUCCCAGGAGGGGGCUCUUCAGAUCCUAGGCUUCCAGCCUCCUUUUGAGGAGAUUAAGUUUGGUCCCUUUACAGGCAAUGCGACUCUGAUGAGAUGGUUCAGGCAAAUCAAUGACAAUUUUCGUGUCCGAGGAUGUUCCUAUAUUCUGUACAAACCCCACGGGAAACACAAGACAGCGGGAGAGACUGCUGAGGGGGCGUUGUUGAAGUUGACCCUGGGGUUAAGAGAUGAAACCAUGGCCUAUAUUUACCACUGUCAGAACCACUACUUCUGUCCUGUGGGCUUCGAGGCCACACCUUUCAAAGCAGCCAAGGCCUACAGGGGUACAUUACCAACUAAUGAAAUGGAACACUGGAUCCUGAUUGGUGAACCAAGCAGGAAACACCCUGCUAUUCACUGUAAAAAGUGGGCUGAUAUUGUUACAGAUCUGAACACACAAAAUCCAGAAUACCUUGAUAUUCGUCACACGGAGAGGGGAAUUCAGUGCCGCAAAACCAAAAAGGUGGGAGGGAAUCUUCACUGCAUCAUGGCUUUCCAGAGGGUCAACUGGCAGAAGCUAGGCCCCUGGGCCCUCAACCUGGAGAACCUGAGGCAUGACCUCCACCACCAGGGGUCUGAGAGGGCCCAGGGGGGCUUAGCAGAGGUCCAGGAGGACAGGGAGAAGACCUCAGGAAAACACCAGGCUUUGGCCCGGCUAGGCCGCUCCAACAGCACAGGUACCAGUAACCAGAAGGACGUAGCUUGGAAACACCUGUCUAACACCACAGAGUACCGACACAGGAGCUCACCUGAGAGCGAUGUUGAAGAAGAUACCACAGAUGACUGAGAUUCAAUGAGAAGGCUGUGAAGUUAGUGCUGCUAAAAUAUACUGGUUAGUAUAUCAAACGUUCUCAAUAGUUUUUCACCCCCAAAAAAAGAGAGACGAAAGCGUUGUUUUACCCCGUCUAGCAUCAUCCAGAUUCCAUCAAGGAUUUUGCCUGAUUAUUAUAAUGAAAAGUUAGUACAACAUACAAGUUGAUACACUUUAGUGUGAAAGCUACGUUUAAUCGUCUAGCAAUGUAUAGAGGACUGCUGCUAUUAAUCAGAAUGUCUGAUAACAUUGCAUUUAAAAGCCAUUUAAGAAAUAGAAGAAUAAGAAUAAAUUCUAUUAAUUUUACACUUUAAAGUGAGUGUGUUAGUUUGCGAAUGUGACUGAAAUCCAGUGACUACUGGUAGCCAAGUUUUUCUCAACUCCACGAUGCACAUCACAUCAAUGGAGUUGAGCGGAGACAACUACAACGAGUCGCUGUCCGUCGUUAAACCCUUACUUUCUACCUAUGUUUGUCCUCUGUAGCUGCCUUUCUUAAUUCCUUACCUUGUACCUCUGUUUGUCCUCUGUAGCUGCCUUUCUUAAUUCCUUACCUUGUACCUCUGUUUGUCCUCUGUAGCUGCCUUUCUUAAUUCCUUACCUUGUACCUCUGUUUGUCCUCUGUAGCUGCCUUUCUUAAUUCCUUACCUUGUACCUCUGUUUGUCCUCUGUAGCUGCCUUUCUUAAUUCCUUACCUUGUACCUCUGUUUGUCCUCUGUAGCUGCCUUUCUUAAUUCCUUACCUUGUACCUCUGUUUGUCCUCUGUAGCUGUUAGUAGCUGUGUGCCUUUCUUUGUUUGCUGAUAUCCAUACUUUUUAAUAAAACCUUUAUCCAAUACAACCACAGACUCUUUCCUUGUAUCGACUGACAGCGACUCCGCCCACAGUUGUUGCAAACAAACUCCACCGAGAUGUACAUAUGGUAGAGUUGAGAAACCCAGCUACAAUAAAACUAACUACAGAAACAACGAUGGUAGACUUCAGAAACCCAGCUACAGGAAAACUAACUACAAAAACAACGAUGUACAUAUGGUAGAGUUGAGAAACCCAGCUACAAUAAAACUAACUACAGAAACAACGAUGGUAGACUUCAGAAACCCAGCUACAGGAAAACUAACAGUAGAAACAACGAUGUACAUAUAGUAGAGUUGAGAAACCCAGCUACAAUAAAACUAACUACAGAAACAACGAUGGUAGACUUCAGAAACCCAGCUACAGGAAAACUAACUACAAAAACAACGAUGUACAUAUGGUAGAGUUGAGAAACCCAGCUACAAUAAAACUAACUACAGAAACAACCAUGGUAGACUUCAGAAACCCAGCUACAGGAAAACUAACAGUAGAAACGUGAAUCAAACAGUACAGUGGGUACAAUUCACAUUGUGAUGUCCUGUGAAACUAUGUUAAGUGUAGACGUUCUUUUCCCGAAGAAAAUACCUGAGAAAUCAAGUCAACGGAUGCUAAUCACCUACCAAGAUGUAGAGAUUUAUCUUUGUGUUGUUAUUGAUGUCCAACGUGAGAGACAAAGGAUGAGUGCAUGAUUGUGUCCCAUGUUGUGUCUAAAGCCACAGUUAAGUCUCCUGCUCAAGCAUCUGUGGUUUUGUAUUUAGAUUUAUCCCAACACUACUGUAAAAUGUAUCAUUAUUUAUUAAUGUGAUUUUAGAUUUGCUCCUUUUUCUUAAUAAAUAACAAUUUAUAUCAAUUCA
Molecule: messenger RNA, 3707 nt
Organism: Oncorhynchus kisutch (coho salmon)
Lineage: Eukaryota; Metazoa; Chordata; Actinopteri; Salmoniformes; Salmonidae
Product: basic immunoglobulin-like variable motif-containing protein
Exons: 10
Coding region: 407-1981 (524 amino acids)
Cellular component (GO): nucleus
Molecular function (GO): single-stranded DNA binding; DNA endonuclease activity
Source: RefSeq, a predicted model, not a curated record